GCUGUUUCUGAUUCUUCUUCUUUCUUCUACCAACACAUUUCGCUUUGCAUAACAGUUGGAAUCAAUUGUUUAGUUAAAAUAAAUCAAUUAAAAUGUCUAAGGCAGCGGGAAAGCUGAAGUCGCUUAAAAAAACAGUGGAACGUGUGACGCACACGAGUAAACUGAAGACUAAUAUACCCGCCGGAAUGGCUGCGGCGGGACCUCCGUUGGGGCCAAUGUUGGGACAGAGAGCUAUCAACAUUGCCGCCUUCUGCAAGGACUUUAAUGCCAAGACUGCGGAAAUGAAAGAGGGCGUGCCGUUGCCCUGCAGAAUUUCUGUGAAUAGUGAUCGCAGUUACGAUUUGGUAAUCCAUCAUCCGCCGGCCACUUUCUUCCUGAAGCAGGCAGCGGGAAUUCAAAGAGGAACCAUGACUCCCGGCAAGGAAGUCGCCGGCAAGAUCACCCUUAAGCAUUUGUACGAAAUUGCGGCGAUUAAGAUUCAGGAUCCACCGAAUGCACUACUUACUAUGAAGCAAAUGUGUGAGAUGCUUAUCAGCAUUGCCCGGACAUGUGGCAUCAAGGUGGUAAAGGAAAUUGAUCCUGCGGAAUACGGCGAGUUUUUGGAGGAACGCAAAACCAUUGUUGAACAGCAAAGACGUGAGCUGCAGGAGAAGCGGGAGGCCAAGAUGUUGCGUACGGGCUAGGUUACCUGAUUAGCUCAGUGUGCUUAAUUGUUAAAAAUACAUUUAUUCUUAAAUUGAAA
Messenger RNA from Drosophila ficusphila, 742 nucleotides. RefSeq names its product 39S ribosomal protein L11, mitochondrial (gene mRpL11). The record is from RefSeq and is a predicted model, not a curated record. Gene Ontology annotation, molecular function: large ribosomal subunit rRNA binding; structural constituent of ribosome. Gene Ontology annotation, cellular component: mitochondrial large ribosomal subunit; ribosome. NCBI's taxonomy places the organism in Eukaryota, Metazoa, Arthropoda, Insecta, Diptera, Drosophilidae. Bases 93 to 683 code for a protein of 196 amino acids. The transcript is spliced from 3 exons. Gene Ontology annotation, biological process: translation.